Molecule: messenger RNA, 1461 nt
Organism: Pteropus alecto (black flying fox)
Lineage: Eukaryota; Metazoa; Chordata; Mammalia; Chiroptera; Pteropodidae
Product: kallikrein-7
Exons: 6
Coding region: 1-948 (315 amino acids)
Biological process (GO): proteolysis; positive regulation of antibacterial peptide production
Molecular function (GO): serine-type endopeptidase activity
Source: RefSeq, a predicted model, not a curated record
AUGGCCACGGAGGAGGACCAGGGCCCGAAGCCCAUUCCUGAGCCCUGCCCCUCAGAGCCAGAGCCAGCGCCGGUCCUGCCCUCGCUGGGUCGCUGCGACCAGGGCCAGAAUGUGCGCGGUCGGACCGGCUGGCCUUUCCAGCCCCAGCAGAAGACACCUUUAUUCUGCCUGGCAGCCCCACAGAGUCAGAGGCCAAUGGCAGGACCCCUGUCCGCGGCGAUCCUGCUGCUGACCUUAGCCCUGGGAUUUGCUGCACAAGAUGAAAGCGAUAGGAUUAUUGAUGGAGUCCCAUGUACAGAGGGCUCCCAUCCCUGGCAAGUGGCCCUGCUCAAGGGCAAUCAACUCCACUGCGGCGGCGUGCUGGUCAACGAGAUGUGGGUGCUCACCGCCGCCCACUGCAAGAUGAGUGAAUACAACGUGUUCAUGGGCAACGAUAGACUGAGCAGUUGGAGAGCGCAGAGGAUCAGGGCCACCCGGUCGUUCGUCCAUCCAGAGUACUCCAGGCAAACGCACGUCAACGACAUCAUGCUCGUGAAGCUAAGUAGCCGGGCCAGGCUGUCAUCCACGGUGAAGAAAGUCAACCUUCCCACCCGCUGUGAGCCCCCUGGGACCACGUGCACCGUUUCUGGCUGGGGCACCACCACCAGCCCUACCGUGACCUUUCCCAAGGAGCUCAUGUGCACGGAUGUCAAGCUCAUCUCCGACGAGGCGUGCAGGAAGGUUUACAAGGACCUGCUGGGAAAAUCCAUGCUGUGUGCAGGGAUCCCCAACUCCAAGACCAACGCCUGCAAUGGCGACUCCGGGGGACCACUGAUAUGCAAAGGCACCCUGCAAGGCCUGGUGUCCUGGGGAACUUUCCCUUGUGGCCAACCCAACGACCCAGGUGUCUACACCCAGGUCUGCAAGUACACAGACUGGAUAAACCAGACCAUAAGAAAGCAUCGCUGAUUGUCCAAACUCCCAUCUCUCCAUCCGCACUCCCUCGACAGGACAGCCACCGAAAAGAGGAUGUCAAUGACCUAUGGGUCUAUUUGACUUUACCUUCCUUAAAGUCUUAUCGGAACCUCAACAACAUGUGCAUAAACCAAUUAAAUUAACAACAACAAAAAAAACCCUUAAGAUCAAAAUAAGAAAUACAAACACCUCAAUGCUGGUGAAGAUGCGGUGAGACCAGCAACCUCCAUCACUGGAACUGUAAAUUGGUACAAUGGUUACAGAAGGCGGUUGGGCAAGAUUGAUCUAGCGCCUUAUUCACCCCCCUUUGACCCAGUAAUUCUAGUAAAUCCAAAACGUGGGCAAAGUUUUAAUUCUUCAAAACCUUAUUUGUCAUGGCGAAACCGUGGAAACACCGAACAUGUCCCAAAUUAGCGGAUUGUUUAAGUAAACCAGAAACUGAUUUGUGACAAGGACAUACGUGAAGCCGUUCAGGAUAACAAUCGUGCAGCGUUGUGAGUGUCUCGA